This is a messenger RNA of Cercocebus atys (sooty mangabey), 1267 nucleotides long. It is a transcript of the gene ERP29, whose product is annotated as endoplasmic reticulum protein 29. NCBI's taxonomy places the organism in Eukaryota, Metazoa, Chordata, Mammalia, Primates, Cercopithecidae. Gene Ontology annotation, cellular component: endoplasmic reticulum lumen; endoplasmic reticulum. The record is from RefSeq and is a predicted model, not a curated record. Gene Ontology annotation, biological process: protein secretion. The transcript has 3 exons. Bases 148 to 933 code for a protein of 261 amino acids.
CCCCACCCUCUCACCCUAGACAGACGGGAGCCUCCUGGGGUGUCCACGUGAGCGCGCGUGAGCCCGCCCCCCCCCAGUCACGUGAUCGCUGACUCCCGGCGUUCUCCACUACGGCUUACCUACCUCCCUUGCCCGGAACCCGGCGAUAUGGCUGCCGCUGUGUCCCGCGCCGCGUCUCUCUCCCAGCUGCUUCCCCUUCUCCUGGGCUUCCUGCUCCUCUCCGCUCCGCAUGGCGGCAGCGGCCUGCACACUAAGGGCGCCCUUCCCCUGGAUACGGUCACUUUCUACAAGGUCAUUACCAAAAGCAAGUUCGUCUUGGUGAAGUUCGACACCCAGUACCCCUACGGUGAGAAGCAGGAUGAGUUCAAGCGUCUUGCUGAAAACUCGGCUUCCAGCGAUGAUCUCUUGGUGGCAGAGGUGGGGAUCUCAGAUUAUGGUGACAAACUGAACAUGGAACUGAGUGAGAAAUACAAGCUGGACAAAGAGAGCUACCCAGUCUUCUACCUCUUCCGGGAUGGGGACUUUGAGAACCCAGUCCCAUACACUGGGGCAGUUAAGGUUGGAGCCAUCCAGCGCUGGCUGAAGGGGCAAGGGGUCUACCUAGGUAUGCCUGGUUGCCUGCCUGUAUACGACACUCUCGCCGGGGAGUUCAUCAGGGCCUCUGGUGUGGAGGGCCGCCAGGCCCUCUUGAAGCGGGGGCAGGACAACCUCUCAAGUGUGAAGGAGACUGAGAAGAAGUGGGCUGAGCAAUACCUGAAGAUCAUGGGGAAGAUCUUAGACCAAGGGGAGGACUUCCCAGCAUCAGAGAUGACACGGAUUGCCAGGCUGAUUGAGAAGAACAAGAUGAGUGAUGGGAAGAAGGAGGAGCUCCAGAAGAGCUUAAACAUCCUGACUGCCUUCCAGAAGAAGGGGGCUGAGAAAGAGGAGCUUUAAAAGGCUGUCUGUGGUUUUCCAGGGUUUGGUGGGGGUAGGGAGGGGAGAGUUAACCUGCUGGCUGUGGUCCCUUGUGGAAUAUAAGGGGGUAGUGGGAAAAGUGGUACUAACCCACGAUUCUGAGCCCUGAGUAUGCCUGGACAUUGAUGCUGAUGUGACCAUGCUUGGGAUGUCUCUAGCUGGUCUGGGGAUAGCUGGAGCGCUUACUCAGGUGGCUGGUGAAAUGACCCCUCAGAAGGAAUUAGUGCUGUAGAGGAGAGAGGAGUAUACCGCCCAGGUCUUUGACAGGUGUAAUUCUCAUUCAAUUAAAGUUUCAGUGUUUUGGUUAAGUGGA